This is a messenger RNA of Leishmania major strain Friedlin, 3114 nucleotides long. RefSeq names its product putative methyltransferase. The transcript has a single exon. Gene Ontology annotation, biological process: 7-methylguanosine mRNA capping. The record is from RefSeq and is a predicted model, not a curated record. Gene Ontology annotation, molecular function: mRNA 5'-cap (guanine-N7-)-methyltransferase activity. Bases 1 to 3114 code for a protein of 1037 amino acids. Gene Ontology annotation, cellular component: nucleus. Lineage: Eukaryota; Euglenozoa; Kinetoplastea; Trypanosomatida; Trypanosomatidae.
AUGCAGCUGCAAAGCCUCAAGGCAUUAAGCGAGGCACGCAAGGACGCGCCGCACCAUAGAUGGUGUUGUCACGCAAAUGAUGCGUGGUACAAUGCCGUCCACGCCGAUGGCGCAGCCGGCGUCUCUGACGCACAAAUGACCGACGUGGAGGCUGCGCUGGAGGGAAUGCUUAACGACGCGUCACCGCUGUGUGCGGAGAUGCUGCAGUGCGUCCUGCGCCACGCUAACGUGACGCCCAAUCCUAACGACGCGGAGUUCCCCGGCCCGAUGUGCACGCCUCUCUGCAAGAAAGACACCGCUCGCCUGCGCCAGCAUGCGUACACGGUCACGGAAAAGAGCGACGGUAUUCGCGUAGUGGUGGUUUCCUUGUGGACGCCUCGUUUUCCCGCAUGGGUGGCGGACAGUGCAGCCGACGCUGUCUCGGCAUCGGUGAAUCUCUCGCAUCUCGCAAGUGUAUUGGCGCUGGAGCGCGCACGCCGUGCGCUGCGCCGGUAUGCCGGUCAGGGCGAAGACGCCGCCGUUCGCGCGACCAUCUCCCUUGGAGGGCGGAGCUGCACGCUCGAGCUGCUGUCCACUCUCGAGCCGUGCGAGUCAGAGUGUUUUACCCUGAGGGUGGCGACUGCCGCGGAUGACGCCUCGCCGUCCACAAUGGUGACGCUGCACCGCCACCGGCGGGGACGUCAUUUUGCCUACGCAGUGGACCGCUCACUAGACGCCGCUUACCUCUUCAUGGAUGAUCACACGACUCUCCAGUACCACACCUUUGUGCUGGAUGCGGAGCUCAUGUCGGUGCACCGGUCUGCAGCUGCCUCGCCUGCAGUGCCUCGCUUGGUACUUGGGGUAUUCGACCUCUUCGCUUACGCGGGAGCGGCCGACAAUGUCUUGGUCAACUUGGCAAAGCGCUCCAUGGUGGAGCGAUACGACGCGCUCAAGGCGGUGGUGCACACAUGCGCGUUGCCCGUCUCCACCGGCGAAUGCGGCUACGUAUCCUGGUACGUCAAGGACAUGUGGGCACUGGCUGACAUUGGUGCCUGUCUGGCAAAGCUUCGCUACAGCGCCGAGUCACAGUGCUUUCUGUACGACGGUCCUCACGGCCCGACGGAAAACGAUGGCCUCAUCUUCACCCCAGACGAGUUCCCUGUGGCUGUGGGCUCCAGCAGCUUGCAGCUAAAGUGGAAGUGGCAGCACCUUCUGUCCAUCGACUGGCUUCUCCAGGCGUCUGACAAGCAGCCGGACAUGUACACCGUGUCUCUGUUUUUCGUCAAGAAGAACUACGGUCAUCGCGAAGACGUGGCGGGACACUGGCGGCUGCGCAAGCCGAUGCACAUCCUGAACCCGCACGGCUUCGAAAUGCCGGUGGACGCGGCCAUCGUCGCCGAGUGCGCCUACGAUGAGGCAACGCAGCGGUGGUACAUCCAGCGUCUAAGACCGGACAAACUCGGCGCCAAUUCCAUCAUCACCGCCAUCUCGGUGUACGAGAGUCUCGUGGAGAACAUUUCCCUUCCCCACCUGCUCGAGCUACUGCAGGUGGACGCGGAGAAAGCGAAGGGUCAAGCCGACACCCUGGAGUCUGCGGCCCGCGCACGCGUCGGCACCGCGUCCAAGGCGCUCGAGACGGUCUCCAGCGCCUUGGACACGAUCGAGGCCGAGAAUUGCGUGACGGCCAAGUUGGCGCUGCGCGCCAUUCGCGAGAGUCGCGGAAACACAGAGCUUUACCUCAUCACCUACACAAACAACACAAACAAGACGGUCCUGUAUCCGCUGCCCUUUCCUCUUCGCAAGAUACGCGACUGCAUCGGGCUCGGUUAUCACCCCGGCAUCCGCGACGGCACACCCGUGCCGAGUCUCGAGGAGGCGCUUUACAUUCAACUCGCGAACGCUGGCGGGUGCUAUGCGUGGUCGGACUACGUUGUCGACGCCUUCUACGCCGGCGACAGUGGCUACUGGGAGAUCAUCCACGCCAACCCCCGAGGGAACAACAAGGAGGCCAUCUUCGACAACGUCAUCGAGCACCUUGACUGGCUCCUGCGACACCGCACGGCGCCGGAGACCGCGACUCUAUUGGAGCGGAAGAGAGACGCGCCGCUGGUGGUGAGUCGCCCGCACAGCUCCGAGGCAACUCAGCAGACGAGCAGGCACUACAGCACCGUCGCGAAGGAGCUGGCCAAUGAAGAGCGCAGUGACCUUCGCCGCUUCAACAACUGGGUGAAAUCUGUGCUGCUCACUACAAUGGCAGCGGCCAUCCGGCGCGCGCUCAAGCCUCCGGCAAAGCUACAUGUGUUGGAUCUCUGCUGCGGUCGUGGUGGCGACCUGCUCAAGUGGCAGCACAUCCACCCCGCCUUUCUCUUCAUGACAGACGCCUCGGUCGAGUGCGUUGCGGAGGCGGCCGCCCGCUACAGCACAUCCGAAGGGCAGAGUGUGAAAGUAGCCAAGGGAAAGCAGAAGGGGUUCCCGGCAUUCUUCGCCGUGCACGACGCCUUCCACGCGGCCUCCGGACUGCGCGAGGACCUGUUGAAGCGGGGGCCAUUCCAGCUCGCUUCGUGCCAGUUCUCGAUGCACUACGGGUGUCGGUCGCAGGAGAGCAUGCGGUACUUUGUCAAGGCCAUCGCAGACUCGUUGGUGCCGCACGGCCGCUUUGUCGGCACCACCGUGAGCGAUGUAGAGCUCCUUUACCGCGCCAAGGAGCACGGCGCCGAAUUCGGCAACGACGUGUACGGUGUGCGCUUCGGCGCUGAAGCGUUUGCGCAGCUGCAGUCCGCAAACUUUGAGCCUGCCGCGCUGUCUUUUGGGGUACCGUACGCCGCGACGGUAGAACGCAGCGUGCAGGACAUGACGGAGUACGUGGUGCCGUGGGACGCCUUCGUAGCACUCUGCGCGGAGCACCAGCUCAAGCUCGUGCUUGAGGACAACUUCAUCCACUACUAUGGCCAGCACAAGGACACAGAGGCUGGCAAAGCGAUGACGCUGGAGCAGCGCCGCAAACGCCACAACGACGGCGACGUCGUAGACUGCCCCCUCUCGCCUAGCGAGCAAGCCGCGGUGGGACUCUAUCGGCUAUUUGUCUUUGAAAAGACAAAGGCGAAACAGAGCAGCUGCGGGACAGCAGAGAGAUAA